Messenger RNA from Lutzomyia longipalpis, 2859 nucleotides. RefSeq names its product alkaline phosphatase (gene Alp12). The coding region runs from base 929 to 2731 and encodes 600 amino acids. Gene Ontology annotation, biological process: dephosphorylation. Gene Ontology annotation, molecular function: alkaline phosphatase activity. The record is from RefSeq and is a predicted model, not a curated record. The transcript has 4 exons. Lineage: Eukaryota; Metazoa; Arthropoda; Insecta; Diptera; Psychodidae.
AGAAUGAAUGUUCUGGCACGACCGUGAAGGUCUCUCCUCUUCUCUCUAUGAGCACGUGAAAGAAAAAUCUGUAAAGUGGAGUUGCGCCGCCAAGUAGUUUGGAAGUGCGUGUGGGAUCCGUCGAGCACGGCAGCAAUUUUGAACUUCUUCUUCAGUCUCCAGUACGGAACCUUCGGUGACACACAGCAAAUUUUUGCACCUCCACCAUCUUCCUGUGUGCAGUGAGUGAGAGAUUAAUAUAUAAAUCGCAAAAGAAAAGUUUGCAGAAAAAGAUAAAAAAAAAACGAAACACUAAAAUUGUGCAAAGUGUGGAACGAUUGAGGAGCGAGACAAUUUUCUUGGCGCGAUUUUUAUCUGCUGCAGUGCUUGCCGCAUAUUGUUUUUGCUUUCCACAAUUUUCGACAAAAUAAAAUUAAGUAAUGCAGAGAUGCUGUGAAACGUGAAUCUGCUGCCUUUUCGGAAGAGACAGAAUCAGAAAAAAUGAAAAAAAAGUCUUGAUCUUGAUAGAAAUGGAUGAUAACUUCAUAAAAAAAAAUUGGCUGGAUUUUUUUUCUGUGAAAGAACGUUCUCAAGACUCUUGUGAGACAACUACAACAGAGAGAACGUGAGAAAUUGUUAUCGGGUGAGAAGAUUAGAAGAUGAUAAAAAUGUCUAAAAUACGUACAAUUGACAACACAAUCAGAGGUAUUUUAUUGCCAUUGAGGGAGAUUAGUAAAUGAAAAAAAAUACCUUUUUGCUUCAACAAGGUAGUUAUCGCGUCAGUGCUUCAAUCUUAAGCGUGGCGCACAGUUUGCAAAUUGCUUAAAAACACCUAAUUCUCAUACACAACAUAUAAUAAAAGCUAUCCCUCACACUGACAGACAAACCUUCCUUGAUUAUUAUUGUGUAUUCUUCCACAUAAGCGGAACUCUUCCUGCCAAUUCGUGGGAUGUCCACUGAGACAGAUCGUGAACCUGGAACAUCCACCACACAGCAACAGGCACCACGGUAUUACCUCAAGAGUGCCGCCACAAAUGGUCGUGGGGGACUCAAUGUCUACGUCAGCAAUAGACGGAGUAGCUUCUGUGAGCAAAUGCAGCGCGACGGACAGAAUUCCUUCAGUUUCCGGGAUUUCCUAAAAUCCAAACUCUUCGUGAGCAUCCUCAUUGUUGGUGCUGUGUUCAUCACACUCAUCUGCAUUGGGUUCGUAGUGAUGUACGAGCGAGACGGCAGUGUUACACAAACCAUCGAUGUGUGGCGAGACAAAUUAACUUCAGAGCAAUUAGUGUGGUUUGAAUCAGGUCUCGAUGAACUGAAGAAAGCUUUAGCUGUGCAAAUAAAUACAAAGCGUGCAAAGAAUGUGAUCCUCUUCGUGGGAGACGGAAUGGGACCGGUAUCUGUGACAGCUGGUCGAAUAUUCAAGCAUGGCGAAGGUGGUAAACUAUCCUGGGAAGAUUUUCCACACAUGGGUUUGCUAAAGACUUAUUCAAUGGAUAAGCAAGUUCCUGACAGUGCCUCCACAGCCACAGCCCUAUUCGGCGGGGUAAAAGCGAAUUACCAUACAAAUGGUGUGGAUUCGGGUGUUCUCAAGGAAGAUUGUCAAGCAUCACAAAAUAAAUCUCAUCACGUUGAAUCCAUUCUGUAUUGGGCACAGAAGGCAGGAAAGGGAACGGGAUUUGUAACAACAACACGCGUCACACAUGCCACACCUGCGAGCUUAUUCGCUAAUGUGCCUGAUCGUGCGUGGGAGUGCGAAGCAAAGAUGCCGCUAGAUGCAAAAAAUCAGGGAUGCAUUGAUAUUGCACGGCAGUUGAUUGAAAAGGAGCCUGGAAGUAAAUUUAAUGUGAUUAUGGGUGGUGGGAGGCAGUGCCUUGUGUCUGGUGUUGAGGAUUCGGAGAAUGAUCCCCUGGAUACGUGGUCGUGCAUCUCAGAGGAUGGCAGGGAUCUCAUAGAGAAGUGGAGUACGGAUAAGAUGGAGAAAGAGCAGACAUUUGCGGUCGUGCAGAAUAAUUCUGAUCUUGAAAAUCUCGAUGUGUCCAGUGAAUUUGUUUUGGGUGUAUUUGCCAACGGGCAUUUAGCUUAUGACCAUGAAAGGGACAAAGGUGCAUCUGGAAUGCCAUCGCUGGAAGAGAUGACUACUGCUGCCCUCAGAGUGCUGCGAAAGCAUCAAAAGGGAUUUUUUUUAGUCGUCGAAGGUGGGAUGAUUGAUCAAGCGCAUCACAGAGGAUGGGCAAAGACUGCACUCUCGGAAUUGGCUGCAAUGGAUGAUGCUGUGGCAGCCACACUAAAAAUCAUGGCUCGCGAACUCGAUGAGACACUCAUUAUUGUAACAAGUGACCAUGCACAUACUCUCUCAAUGAAUGGAUACCCCGAUAAGGGGAAUAGCAUAUUCGGUGUUGCUCAAAAUUCCAGAAUUGAUAACAUUCCCUACACAACGCUUACCUACGGCACAGGUGGUCCUGGUGGCUACCAAGUGGAGGUGGAUGGAGAUGGAAAGGUGCAUCGGAGGGAUCCCACUCUCGAUGAUACAGAGGAUUACAAGUACAUUCAACAAGUGGCUGUACUCACUGAUGAGAAUAUUCACGGAGGAGUUGAUGUUGCCGUCCACGCCAUGGGUCCCAUGGCACAUCUCUUUCACUGCGUUCACGAGAACUCCUACGUAGCUCACGUUAUUUCCUACGCUGCUCGCAUUGGGCGAUUCCGCGAUAGUUCAGCAGCAGGGGCAUUCUUUGACCUCCUUGGGCUAUCUUAAAAAAAAUAUCUCCAGAGAGGAUUACCUGAUUCUAAAUGACUUCUUCCCUUCAUUCUCAUAUGAAUGAAAAGUAAAAAAAAACUUUAAAACUCUUUAUGAUUCAUCUCCCCAUGAAUUUUGUAGAAAAA